This is a messenger RNA of Salmo salar (Atlantic salmon), 4955 nucleotides long. Its product is annotated as kinesin-like protein kif7. The record is from RefSeq and is a predicted model, not a curated record. NCBI's taxonomy places the organism in Eukaryota, Metazoa, Chordata, Actinopteri, Salmoniformes, Salmonidae. Gene Ontology annotation, molecular function: microtubule binding; microtubule motor activity; ATP binding. Gene Ontology annotation, biological process: mitotic spindle organization; spindle elongation; microtubule-based movement. Gene Ontology annotation, cellular component: microtubule associated complex.
ACGGGUUGUGAAUAGAUACAGUACAGCUACGACCGGAAGUGACUUUUCAUAGUACGCUAGUAGAGGAUUUUAGCUAACCUUAACCUAAUUAUCCUAACCUGCUACGAAAAAGUAACUUACGGUCAUGGAUGUAUACUCAAAGAUGUGUUCUAUCUGUGCUACCACAUAGUCCAAACCCUUUGGACGGGCAUCUGCUAGUGUCUACUGAAUGACAUCACUUCAUCCAAACAUUCCCACACCUUUCCUGCAACUCUCAAGUCUCUCUGCGGGAGGUUAAUGGAUUGGAAGAUGAAAAGUUUUCAGAUGUCCUGUCUAAGAUGAUUGAACUCACAAACCAGAAACCCUGAAGGGACUCCUGGACCCCUGACAGCUAGCCUAGCCUGUCAGCGAUGUCUCCCAAAGUGCCUGGCCAUGGCAGGGCGGAGGACAUGGCGGUGCAGGUCGCUGUUCGAGUGCGCCCCCUGCUGCCCAAGGAGCUGCUGCACAGCCACGAGAGCUGCAUGACGGCUGACCCUGAGCAGCGCAGGGUCACUCUGGGUCACAACCGACACUUCCACUGUGACUUCCUGUUUGAGGAGACCAGCUGCCAGGAGGAGGUGUACGCUGUGUGUGUCCAGCCCCUCAUAGAGGCCUUCUUUCAGGGCUUCAACACCACUGUCUUCGCCUAUGGACAGACGGGCUCUGGCAAGACAUACACUAUUGGAGAGGCCAACAUUUCUUCCUUUAGGGAUGAGGAGCAGGGCAUCGUCCCCAGGGCUGUGGCUGAGGUCUUCAAGCUGCUGGAUGAGAAUGACCUCAUUGACUUCUCUGUCCGAGUGUCUUACCUGGAGGUGUACAAGGAGGACUUCAGGGACCUGCUGGAGGUGGAGACAGCCAGCAAGGACAUCCACAUCAGAGAGGAUGACAAGGGCAACAUUGUGCUGUGCGGGGUGAAGGAGUGUGAGGCGGAGGGGCUGGACGAGGUGCUGAGCCUGCUGGAGUCUGGCAACACAGCCAGACACACAGGUGCCACCCAGAUGAACCCCCACUCCAGCCGCUCACACACCAUCUUCAGCGUGCAUAUGGACCAGCGCCGCGGCGGCUCCUGUGCCCAUGGUAACCCCACCACGGGCACCGGGCCUCACGUCCUCUCCUCUAAGUUCCACUUUGUGGACCUGGCGGGGUCGGAGAGGAUCCUCCGCACAGGGAACACAGGGGAGAGGCUGAAGGAGAGCAUCCAGAUCAACAGUGGCCUGCUGGCCCUGGGGAAUGUCAUAGGAGCCCUGGGAGACCCCAAGAGGAGAGGCACCCAUAUACCAUACAGGGACUCCAAAAUCACCAGGAUCUUGAAAGAUUCUCUGGGAGGAAACGCCAAAACGCUGAUGAUUGCAUGCAUUAGCCCCUCCUCUGUGGACUUUGACGAGAGCCUGAACACACUGAACUAUGCCAAGCGGGCCCGCAACAUCCAGAACCGGGCCACGGUGAACUGCCGAGGAGAGCCGGACCGUGUGGAGGGGCUGGAGCAGCAGAUCCGGGCGCUCCGCAGGGCUCUUGAAAACCGUCAGCGCUCAGAGACCCGUAUCAUUGCCCGCUCGGACCCAGACAAGCGGUCUCGCCCCGGAGAGGGAGAGAUCAUCACACUGCAAGCCCAGAGUGCCCACUACAGGACCUGCACUGACACUGCAUACAGGUUGCUGUGUGAGCUGCAGGGUGAGGGGGCGCUGACUGUGGAGCAAGGCCUGAGGGUGAAGGACUGGCUGUGUUCUGUGGAGGAAGAACGCAGCGGCCUGACCACUGCCUCAGGACCUGACAGCGGCAUCGAGAGCAGCUCCACCGAGGACACCGCCGCUCUGAGGAGGGGGAGGGCUGCCAUUAAGAACCAGGAGGCAGAGAGUGGUGGGGAGGAGUGGGGCCGUCAGAAGGAGGAGAGUGUGGCUCAGCUCCAGGGCCAGGUCCAGCAGCUGGAGAGAGAGAACACAGACUUCCUGGCUGCUCUGGAGGACGCCAUGGAGCAGUACAAACAGCAGAGUGAUAAGCUGCAGGAGCAGCAGGACGUGAUAGUGGAGCUGCAGUGCCUGCUCUCGGGGCCAGGUGUACCGGGGCUGGGAUUACACCUGACACCACGCCCCCACACCGCCCCCCAGGGCUCCACGCGCCACUCCCACAACGGACUCACCAACAGACAGGUUGGUCCACUGGAGAGCAGCUCAUUUGGUGACCAGAUCCAGUGUGGUUAUGGUCAAUCUUCUCAUGACCACGAGGACCUGGGAGGGGGAGAGGUGAAGGACUCUGAGGAGGAGGACACUUACGUCAACAUGAGCCAUGACAGACGGAAACACGUGAAUCUGACUUGGACUAAGAGAGAUAUCAUGGGUGGAUCAGCAGCUGGAGGGAGAGGUCUCCUGUCUCAGCUGCCUGGGCUGCCUGCCUCUGAACAAUUCUCCACCAGGCGACCAUCCAACUCCAGUGUAGGGGAGAGCUCAGUGGGGCUGGGGUCAGAGUGGGGCCUGCUACAGGCCCAGCAGAAGAUCAGAGAGCUGUCUGUCACCAUCCGCAUGAAGGAGGAGCUCAUCAGAGAACUGGUCAAGACAGGUAAGGACGCCCAGGCUCUGAACAGGCAGUACACCCGUAAGAUCUCUGCCCUGGAGGGGGAAGCUGAGCAGGCCAGGCAGGAAGUCCAGGAGGCCCAGAGACAGCUUCAGGAUCUGGAGAAACAGGAGAAGGAGACCAGCGGUGUCACUGACAGGACCAGGGCCCAGGAGUGUCGCAGGAAGAUAGCUGCAGCACAGAGCAAAGUACAGGUCCUGAGCCAGCGUCAGAGGGACACUGCACGGCUGGCCUCACUGUCUGCGCAGAGCGAGCGGCGUGUUUCGGAGCUGGAGCGCAGCGUGCAGGGCAUGAGGCAGCAGCAGGAGCAGCUGCAGAGACGUCUGCGACACGAGAGCCAACAGAAACGACGUCUGGAGACAGAGAUGCAGCGACGCACGCACAGAGUCAAGGAGCUGGAGAUAAAGAAUGAACAGCAGCAGAAGAUCCUGAGGAUAAAGACGGAGGAGAUUGCUGCCUUCCAGAGACAGAGACGUAGCGGCAGCAACGGCUCUGUCAUAUCACUGGAGGAACAGCUGAAGAUUGAGGAGCAGAAGCGCUGGCUGGAUGAGGAGAUGGAAAGUGUUCUGGAGCAGAGGAAAGGACUGGAGGACCUGGAGGGAGAGCUGACCAAGAGGGAACAGAUCCUAGCCAAGAAGGAGGCCCUGCUGCAGGAGCGCAGUGGCCUGGAGACCAAGAGACUCCGCUCCAGUCAGGCCCUCAGUGAGGACCUGGUGACGCUGUCUGGCCGUAUCGAGUCUCUGGAGCGGGAGCUGAGUGACAGGAACGGCCUGCUCCGCAGCAGCAGUGCCCAGGACUCCCAGCAGAUCCGCCAGGAGAUCAACAACCUGCGCCAGGAGAAGGACACACUGCUCAAACAGAGAGUGGAGCUGGAUGACAAACUACGACAGGGUAGUCUGCUCUCACCAGAGGAGGAGCGGUCUGUGUUCCAGCUGGACGAGGCCAUCGAGGCUCUGGACGCGGCUAUAGAGUAUAAGAACGAGGCCAUCACCCAGAGACAGAGGCAGCUGAGGGCCUCUGCCAGCAUGCUCUCCCAGUGGGAGAUGAACCUCAUGGCCAAACUCAGCUACUUGUCUGCCUCAGAGACCCGUGCACUGCUCUGCAAGUACUUUGACAAGGUGGUGUCGCUGCGGGAGGAGGAGCGUAAGCUGCAGCUGGCCCUGGCAGAUCUGGAGAUGCGUGGUGAGGAGCAGCUGCAGCUGGUGCAGUGGCUGGAGAACGCUCUGGACCGCACGCAGCUCGACACGGACCGCAGGCUCACACAGCAGCAGAAGGAGCACGAGAGGAGUGUACAGCUACUGCUGCAGCAGUGCCGAGAGCAAAUGGACGAGGGCCUGGCGGGGAGGCAGAGGCAGUACGAAGGCUGGAUCCAUAACCUCAGUAAAGAGCUCAACCACUACAAGGCUGCCAACCUGGAACUGAGCAACCGGUUCAGGGAGCUGUGUGGCAACGCCAGCCAACCCAUGGAGCAGGGAAAGGUUCCGGUCUUUGAGGGCAGAACAGCAGGCAGUGGCAGUGUGGAGAGGCUGAGCCGAGGCCCAGACGACAGCCGUAGGGGAGGACCAGGGGAGCCAGAGAGACCAACCAGGUCCCGGGAGGAAAUAAGGAGCUGGUCAACGCCCCUCUCCCUGCCACAUGGAGGCGCUCCUCCCUCCCCACUGAGGACCCCUGCGGCAUGGAGGAGUUACAGCAGCAGGUGGCCAUGGAGACGCCUGUAAAGCGGGUGGUUCAGACCGGUACGGGCCCUUGGAGUGGGACGACAUCUCUGCCAUUUGCCAAAUCACGCAGAGAGUCCCGCCGAUCCAGCCUCAAUACCGGACCAUUGAUCUCAAACAGUUCCAGAAUUGAUGUGAGGAAAAAUCCUGUUUAGAAGCACAAGGACCUCAUGGUAGAAUCAAGUUGAAAAGCAAAAGGACCUUAGGCAGAAUUCAGUUUAAAUGCCAAAGGACUUAAUGGCAGGAUCCUGUUUAAAAUGCAACAGUAUCAAGUUCAAUUCAACAUGUCAAAAUUUACUUUUUUUUAACCUGUUUUCAUAUUGUUAAAAUUAUGUAUUUGUUUUAUAACCUGUAAGUAUCUUUUUCAUUCAUCCAUUCUUAUUUUUCUAUAUUUGUGGUUUUAUAAAUAAAUGUUGGAAGAAUGCUCUUCAUUUUCUACAUCAAGCACUUUUCUUUUCCUCCGUGUAAUUCAUAUCCGCUUUUACAAUCAUAGACGUUGUCAUCAUCGGUUAUAUCCUUCACUGUUGCUAUUUAUCCUUCACUGUUGCUAUUUUGUCAUCACUACCCAUUUCUGUAUGUGAAAUAAAAUACGAUUCUUGCUUCUGUAAUCCCAUACAUUUGGACAUCAAUCAAUAAAAUGUAUUUUGUAAAGCC